UUGCGCAAUACCAUCAGAUCAUCCUCCACGAGCACCAACUCCAGCCGGCAAACACACACGCACGCACGCACCGUCCCGUCCGAUUCCGAGAGCCGCGGGGCAAAUUCAAUGGCAGCGCAUUCCUGGCUGCUGGCGUUCGCCGCCGCGCUCGUGCUCAUCCACGGCGCGCGGUCGGCCACAUUCACGAUCGCCAACGGCUGCGGGUACACGGUGUGGCCGGGGCUGCUGUCAAGCGCGGGGUCGGGCCCGCUGCCCACCACGGGGUUCGCGCUCGCGCCGGGGGAGUCCCGCGCCGUGGCGGCGCCGGCGGGGUGGUCGGGCCGCCUCUGGGGCCGCACGCUCUGCGCCGCCAACGCCGCCAGUGGCCGCUUCGCCUGCGCCACGGGGGACUGCGGGUCGGGGGACGUGCAGUGCAACGGCGGCGGCGCCGCCACGCCGGCCACGCUCGCCGAGUUCACGCUCGACGGCAGCGGCGGUCUCGACUUCUUCGACGUCAGCCUCGUCGACGGCUACAACCUACCCAUGGUCGUCACGCCAACGGCCUCCUCCUCCUCCGGCGGCGGUGGCACCUCCUCCGGCAAGUGCGCGGCGACGGGGUGCGCCGCGGAGCUGAACGCCGCGUGCCCGGCGGGCCUGCGGGUGGACGCCGCGGCGGACGGGCCGGUGGCGUGCCGGAGCGCCUGCGACGCAUUCGGGGACGCGCAGUACUGCUGCAGCGGCGCGUACGGGAGCCCCAGCGCGUGCCGGCCCUCGGCCUACUCCCAGUUCUUCAAGGCUGCGUGCCCGCGCGCAUACAGCUACGCCUACGACGACGCCACCUCCACCUUCACCUGCGCCGCCGGCAGCACAGACUACACCGUCACCUUCUGCCCCGGCGUGCCCACCAGCGUGAAGUCGACGGGGCAGAACCCGCAGGCCGCCGGGCUGCCGCAGCAGAUGAACAACGGCACCACCAUGGUCUUCUUCGGCGGCAACGCGCAGCCCAGCAGCGCCGCCGCCGCGAACCUUCUCGUCGCCGUCGCGGUCACCGCGGCCGUCGCCGUCUCGGCUCUCGUCCUCUGAGCGCAGCAGCCGGCGUUACUGCGGUAGGUUGAUGGAUUAGCCGCCGCGCAUCCAGCAGCGCCCCGCUGUUGACCGGUCGCCGUCGCUGGAGGGCGGGCCCCUGCUUUCGCUUUUGACGGCGGCGGAAGAAAACGUGACGGGGUCAGACAGUGUGAGCAUGCAGUUAGCAUGCAGCUCCAUGGCUCAGACGGAACACGAGACUAGUUCCAGUAUAAUAUUUUAUUGUAGCGUAGGACAAGUAGACUAGCUUCUCUCCUGUUAGUAUUAUUAUUCUUUUUGCUUUAGAUUUUUUUUUCCAUCUGUUGGGCGGAGACAGCCAGAUAAUUUCGUUAUUCUUUGUCCUGUAUGCAACGGAACGGAAUGGAUUUGUUGUAACUUGAAAGUGAUUAUUCACUUGAUUUGAUUGGAAAGGAAAGGGAAUGAAAUUAUAAGGCAAGAUUUUUUCUCAACAA
Messenger RNA from Setaria italica (foxtail millet), 1514 nucleotides. RefSeq names its product thaumatin-like protein 1b. The transcript has 2 exons. NCBI's taxonomy places the organism in Eukaryota, Viridiplantae, Streptophyta, Magnoliopsida, Poales, Poaceae. Gene Ontology annotation, biological process: defense response. Bases 109 to 1062 code for a protein of 317 amino acids. Gene Ontology annotation, cellular component: extracellular region. The record is from RefSeq and is a predicted model, not a curated record.